CAACAACAAAACCGGCAAAAUGGGUGGUGAUCUGAACUUGAAGAAAUCAUGGCACCCCUCUCUUCUCCGGAACCAAGAGCGCGUCUGGGCCGAAGAAAAGCGCGCCCUAGAGGAACGUAAACGCAUCGACCAACUUAAGCGCGAACGGGAUGAAGAACGACAGAUCCAAGAACUGCAACGACUACAAGAGAGCGCGGGCGGUACUCGACAGCUCCAGCGCGUCGACUGGAUGUACCAGGAGCCCUCGAGCGCGUCGGGACACUACGCCGAGGAAAUGGAAGGGUAUUUGCUGGGGAAACGACGUAUUGAUGGGAUAUUGCUAAAGAAUGAUGAGAGUAAGAAGUUGGAGAAGGGGGCGGCGACUGGCCCAGGCGCAGCCGCUGGGCUUCCGCCCGUCGUGCACAAUACGCGCGAUACGAUGGCCAAGGUCAUGGCGGAUCCAUUGCUUGAGAUCAGGAAGCGAGAGCAAGCGGCGUAUGAGGCUAUGGUUAAGGAAUCGGUCAGACGGCGCGAACGGGAACAAGGGAGGGAGAGACAUCAAGAGAGGGAAAGAGAAAGAGGUCACAGGCACAGACGGGAUAGUGGGAAUGAUUCACAUCGGAGUCAUCGGCAUCGGCGCCGCUCCAGGUCGAGGUCAAGAUCUCCGCGGGUGGAAAAGGACGAUCGCCGGCAUAGGGAUCGAGAACACGAUCGCAGAAGUCAUCGGGACCGCGAUGGGGAGCGAGAGAAUAGGGUGGAGAGAGUUUAUCAUUCGAGCCGCCGGGACCAUGAUCGCGACGAGCGGUACGAUCGAGCAGCGCGCAGAUCCGCCUCCCCUCGACCGGACCGUCGCCGAGACGAUAGACGAGAUCGAGACCAAGACCAGGACUACCGGAGAGACAGAAACAGCCGCAGCAGUCGGCGAGAUGCCCGUUCGUCAAGAGACAGGGACACCGAUGCCUUCGGGCGAGAUCGAAAUCGAGACCGAGGGUCACAUAGCAGAAACGGGAACGCAGACGCAAACGCGGACCAGCACGCUCAAGAGCUGGAAGAACAGCGCAAGCGCCGACUCGCCGAGAUGCAGGCGAACGCUCAGGACAUGGAAGCUACGCGACGGCAACGCGUUGCCGAAGUCACGGCCCUUGAAGAGAAGCAGCGUGAGGAAGAUGACAAGCGGCGGUCAGACCGGGGUCAGUUCAUGUCGGGUCUGCAUCGGCAGCUGCAGGAGGACAGUCUGGAUGAACGGAUUCGGCGGAGUCGCGGUGCGUUGACAAAGGAUGAGGAUUGAUGCUGCCGUCUACGCAUGGCCAUUCAUCGUAUUUAUCUCAAUAUAUCAUAUUACGGAACCUUUCCUAGACAGAUUGAUUGUGUCUAGUCUAAUGAUA
This is a messenger RNA of Aspergillus nidulans FGSC A4, 1364 nucleotides long. It is a transcript of the gene cwc25, whose product is annotated as U2-type spliceosomal complex subunit CWC25. The record is from RefSeq and is a predicted model, not a curated record. Gene Ontology annotation, cellular component: nucleus. The transcript has 2 exons. Bases 20 to 1267 code for a protein of 415 amino acids. NCBI's taxonomy places the organism in Eukaryota, Fungi, Ascomycota, Eurotiomycetes, Eurotiales, Aspergillaceae.